Lymnaea stagnalis (great pond snail) is the source of this 3868-nucleotide messenger RNA. The record is from the annotation of a GenBank genome assembly. NCBI's taxonomy places the organism in Eukaryota, Metazoa, Mollusca, Gastropoda, Lymnaeidae.
AUGAUUAAUUCUUAUUCAGAAUCUCUGAAUCUAAUCCUUGGCUUGAGCAUUGGUUUAUCUCUUUUUGUGCUGCUUUUCACGAGUGUUGGUAUUAUUGUUUGUUGUUGGAAGAAGAAGCAUUCUGUGAAGAAGGUAGAAUGGAGUGAACCCAGACAUCUGUCGGACCACCAACAUCAAAUCAGAGGGUUAGUAAUUAAUGCGGCUAUUAUUAUUAGUCAAUGUUUCACACAUUAGCUAGCAUUGAGUUGACCUUUCUAUAGAUCAAAGUUAUAAUUUAAAACUUUUCUUUAUAUUUUAAUUUAUUUAAAUUCAUUUUUAAACAUUUUUUUUACAUUUGACACUUUUUAGUUCAUUGAUUAAGUUAUGUCCUAAUUCAAAGUACAUAAUUAUUUUUAUUGCUAUAUAAGUAUAUUAUCUUACAUAUAUAUAAUUUUGGUAAACACAUUAAUAACUAUUUAAACAAAUGCAAUUUCUAAUUUAAUUUUAGAUACAAACUUUUACUUCACAAAAUAUUUUAUCUUAUGAUAGAUAUUAAAAAGAAAAAAAAUAUUUCUUUAAAUUUAGGCCUAUAUUGGAUGAUGCAUAUCUCCAACAAUCCACAACAAGAAAUGACGAUUAUCAUGGUCAGACACAAAAUGAGUAUCUUGAAAUAAGUACUGGUACUUGGCAUAGCAGUAAGCAAAAUGUUUAAAUUCUGUUACCCUUAUUUAAAAUGCCACAACAUUGUCAGAUGGUUACAUUUUAGACAUGGUGAGAUUUAUAAUUAUCAAUUAACAAACAAGUAAACACUUUUGUUGAAAAUUGGAUUAAAGUUUGAUAUUCACCUACCAUUGCCGACAUAUCAAAAUAAAAAUUUAAACCAAUAUAGGCUAAUUCCAACUGCUUUUAGAAUGGUGUUAAUAUUAUAUUGUAAAAAGAACUAGUCACCCCUGCUUCUAGUUCUAGUUCUUCCUGGACACUCACAAAAAUACAAGUACCUGUGAAACUCACUAAUACAUAUAUCUACAGAGAAUUAAAAAUCUUUUCUAAUUGUUAGAUCAAAAUGCAUAAAGAUAAGUAUUAAAAGAUUGAUUGUAAAAAUACUUUUAAGAGAAGAAAGAAAAUGAGUCUUGUACAAUGUGGGGAUGAAAACAACAAAAUGAAUAAGAACGAAAAAAUUAAGUAGUUUCAAACUUUUUCAGGAAUACUGGGUUCUGGCUAAGCGAACUGAGCCAUGUCUGUCAAUGUAGUGUCUGAGAUGUCAUGAGAAAUGAUUGCUCCUAGGCUAAGUUGACUGGUUUUUAAGGACAUUGGACCAUGUUAGUCAUGAGUCAUAACCAGUGCAAUUUAAGGCAAAAUGAAUAAUUUUUUUUAAACAAUGAGGAAAUCCCAUUUCCAGACAUAAAUAGAUGAUUUAACUGUAAGAGUGAAACCAUAUGCUUUAUCUUAAGUUAUAUUUUUUUAAAAACUCAUUAAAAUGCUCCAUCCAUUUCCAUUGCUAUCCAAGAAAAUAGCAUUUUUGUGACUGUGCCUUCUUAUAUGGCAUGGUUAGAGCAUGACAUAACAAUUGAUGGAGGAUAUCUGAAAUUUGCAUCAGCUUAACACCAUUAGCCAACAACUUAUUUUAAUAUGUGAAAUGGAAAAGCCAUAUAUAUGUAUUUAAUGAGUGCAGGGGUUUGUAUAGGACAUACCCCAUGGCUUUGUGAAAUCUUAGGUAGAUUAAUUUUCAUAAAAUGUCUGUCAAAGAGAUUCCCACUUAUUGGGUUGCUAACUUGGGGGAAAGCGCUUCAAUGUGAAUUAGUCAUUUCACUCACGCCUUUGUUGAGAGUCCUUUUAUCAAUUGUUAUAAAUCAGAUGUGUCUCUCAUAUUAUAAAAUAUCGACAAAGAAUUUUGAAUAAUAAUGAUAACAUGAAAAAAUUGACCACUUCUCAGAAGAACUACAAAAGUUUAAUAAAUUUAGAUUAUUUACUAUUUUAAAGUAAUUUAAUAAUUAAACAACCCAUAAAAAAAGUUUUUCUUAUCAAUCUUUUAUAAAAUGUAUUAUCCAGCAAUGGGGGCUGGGGCUGAAAUAAAAAAAAAACAUGCAUUUAAGUAAUGCCCGAUAUAAGAAUCCCAAUUAGUGACACACCGCCCCAAACCCCGCAAGGCUUGCAACCGCACUUUUUUUUACGCUCCUGAGCUAUAUUUACAUUCUAAUGACACACCUGCUUUUACACCGCAGAUUUAUUUAUCCAACUACUUCAACAAAUAAAAAAUAAUACAUAAAUAUUACGCACCAAACGCGCUUGCAAUAAUUUUUUUUUUUUAAAUCUCAUUUAAUGCAAUUAUUGGGAAUUUUAUUUUAUGAAAUCAGUGUUAUAAUAUUGCCUUCAUCUUUCCUUGAAAAACAGGAAAAAUGAUUUUUCAAGGUUUGGGGGCUGGGGGUGUUAGAAUUUGUUGUCAUCAAAAUCACGUCUAUGUGCCAAGUUUCAGAUCAAUAGGUUGAUGGGAAGUGGAUCAGUUAGUCAUCCGAAGAUUUUUCCAGCCGCGAACAAAAGUGAAGUUAAUUAUAAAGGAUUUAAAAAGAGCAGUGGGUAGAGUUAAGAAAAGGAGUUAUAAACCUAAAAAAGAACUUCCAUUAAUUGGCAUAAAUGAACCAAUACUUCAAGUGUUUGACUUAUAGGCUGUCGAUUUGACUUAUAGGCUGUCGAUUAAAAAACAUAGCUUAAAAUUGUUGCAUGUCCCUUGUUAUGUUUUAGUGUGAAUGGUGCGUUUAAUUAUUUAAAACCUUUGAGGAAUGUUUUUAGUCAAGGCUGUGUGACAUAAUUUAUGUAUUCAAGAUGUUGUCAUUGUUAUGAAAAGGGUGGAGAUUUUUCAAAUAAGCAAUGUGUUUGGUUAUGGAAGAACAUCUUUAGUGAGCUACACCAUAGAUUAUGAAUAUUUGUAAUGAGGUCAAAUCGUUAUUAAAAGAUAAUCUUCAAAUAAGCGUGUAUUGUCCUCAAUCCUUACAUUUGAUGUUUGCGGAAAACUGCAUUUUCCCCAGACAAAUCAGAGAGCUUAACCUGACACAUUUUAAAAUUAAGUUGACACAUAUAAUGUGUCAUAUAAUGAAUGGUCUUUAGCGCGCAAUUAAAAAAAUAAAUAAAAUUUAGGCCCUGACCUCAAAAGAGAACAUAUAUAUUUUUACAGGUGCUCUUUCUUAUCAACAUCCAAAAACAAGAAUUGCAAGCCCCUCUUCCAUGUUUCCUUCUGAGACACCACUUGAUGGACGUCAACGUGACACCAAAUACAGAGGUCACCCAAGGUAUUGGUAGUAUUUUAAAAAAAUAACAACUCAGUUGCUAAAUUGUAAACAUUUAAACACGAGUUACUUCAUUUCAGCACUAGUUGCUAGAAAAUAAAAAAUCCAGAUAUGUCCAAAUUGUAUUCACAUUAUUUAAAUGUAAAAAUAGUUUGGAAAACGAAGGAAAAUGUGAAUAUAACAUUCAACUGAAUUUCCUUUAAGCUAUCAUAAAUCAAACAAUUAAACAAAAUAUUCUUCAUAUUUCUGUUAUUUUAUUAAUAUGUAGGCAAUAUUUGUUUUAAUUUUGAUAUAAAUCAAAAUCUGCAUUGGUAGUCAAAUAUGUUUAUAGCUUUUAUGUUAAUUUAUCUGAAAUGGAAAAUAUUUGUAAAUACUCAUGCCCCUUUAGUUUUCUUUUGUUGGUUUGGAUGUUUGUUUGGUAGCCUUUUUUCCAAUAGUAAUUAUUUUAAAAUUUUUUUUUAAUUAAAAACAUAGUAACAUGUCUCUAUAAACAAUUUUAGGCAGAAAGAAAUCCAAGCAUAAAUUUAAUUUUAAUAUUUCAGAAAUUAAAGACACAAAAGGAGGCAAGGGCCACAUGUGAAUUAUAAGAGAAUUUCUCAAAUGAUGCC